Messenger RNA from Suillus clintonianus, 936 nucleotides. RefSeq names its product Pex19 protein family-domain-containing protein. NCBI's taxonomy places the organism in Eukaryota, Fungi, Basidiomycota, Agaricomycetes, Boletales, Suillaceae. Gene Ontology annotation, cellular component: peroxisomal membrane; peroxisome. The coding region runs from base 1 to 936 and encodes 311 amino acids. Gene Ontology annotation, biological process: protein import into peroxisome membrane. The record is from RefSeq and is a predicted model, not a curated record. The transcript has 4 exons.
AUGUCCAACAGCACCAAACCACGUGUUGACGACGAGGACGACGUCGAUGAUCUCGACGCAGAUGUCCUGGAUCAAUUUACUCCCACCAAGGCCCCCACGUCUAGUUUGACCCAACCAUCGCCUGCUGUGAAUGGACCGUCAUCGUCUCGGGCAUCGAAACAAAAACCGCCUUCGUCAGAUGCUGAACUUGGAGCUGAUUUUGCAAAAGAACUUGCUGAGGAAAUGGAGUCACUUUGGCGCGGCAUUGCACAGCAGGGGGCGAAUGAAGGAGUAAACAACGAAGACGAAACUUCAGAACAACAAGAAGAGAGGGAGCGUGCCCUCGCAGCGGCUUGGGAAGCCAUGUUGAUAGAAGGGAUGGAUGGCUCGAUCGACCCAUCCCUCACACAGGGAGCACCUAUUACCCCAAAAACUGCAGAAAAGGACGAUUUCCAAUCACGCAUUCGGAACACUAUGAACAAACUAAAGGAGAGCGAGUCAGGUUUGAAGUCGUCAGAUGCGAGCAGUUCUGCUACUAGUACUGACCCACUCGAGGCGCUUUUAUCUCAAUUCGGAGGCGAGGAUGAGGAUGAGAUGCAGGGUGUUCUGGAAGCUAUGAUGGGCCAGCUCAUGGGAAAGGAUGUCCUCUAUGAGCCGUUGAAAGAACUCUCGGACAAGUUCCCGGACUACCUCAAGACCCAUGCAACUACGUUAUCGUCCGACGAUAAGAAACGCUACGAUGCGCAGAUUAUCUGCAUGAAGCAACUCCUUGAAAUUUUUGAAUCGGAAGGUUACACUGACGACGAUGACAAGACGAGAACCACAAUCGUCGACCUCAUGGGCGAGCUUCAAACACACGGGUCUCCUCCCGAGGAAAUCAUGGGCCCAUUGCCCCCCGGAUUGAGCAUGGGCGCUGAUGGUAUGCCCAAUAUGCCAGAUAACUGUGUCAUCAGUUGA